Messenger RNA from Trichophyton rubrum CBS 118892, 153 nucleotides. RefSeq lists its product as uncharacterized. The transcript has 2 exons. The record is from RefSeq and is a predicted model, not a curated record. Bases 1 to 153 code for a protein of 50 amino acids. Lineage: Eukaryota; Fungi; Ascomycota; Eurotiomycetes; Onygenales; Arthrodermataceae.
AUGAAUAUGCUUAGUAAGGAAUUAAGGGACAAUGGGAGCGAGGGCGACAGCGGCAAUGCUGGCCAAAAGGAGGACGAGACGAAGGAUGGGAAGGACCAGACUGCAGACUCUGGCGACCGACAGCGAAUAUGCAGCAGCAGGGAAGGCUCGUGA